Molecule: messenger RNA, 2143 nt
Organism: Melopsittacus undulatus (budgerigar)
Lineage: Eukaryota; Metazoa; Chordata; Aves; Psittaciformes; Psittaculidae
Gene: OAF
Product: out at first homolog
Exons: 4
Coding region: 16-843 (275 amino acids)
Source: RefSeq, a predicted model, not a curated record
ACGGGCGCGGGGGGGAUGCGCGGCCCGCGGCCCCGGCUGCCGGCGCUGCCGGCGCUGCUGUGGCUGGCGCUGGCCCCGCUGCCCGGCGCACCCGGCCCCGCGGCCAGGGCUGAGCUGCGGGUGCGGGUGCGGCUGCCCGGAGGGCAGGUGACGGAGGAGAGCCUGCAGGCCGACAGCGGCUCCGACUGCAUCAGCCUGGAGCUGCGCACGGCGGACGGAGCACUCGUCACCCUCACCGCCGACUUCAGACAGGAGGUGAAGAUCUUCCGUGCCUUAAUCCUAGGGGAGCUGGAGAGGGGCCAGAGCCAGUUUCAAGCGCUCUGCUUCAUCACACGGCUUCACCGCAACGAGAUCAUCCCCAGCGAGUCUAUGGCAAAGCUGCGGCAGAAGAAUCCCAGGACAGUGCGGCAGGCUGAGGAGGUGCGUGGCCUGGAGCAUCUCAGCAUGGAUGUAGCUGUCAACUUCAGCAAGGGGGCCCAGCUGAGCUCUCACAUCCACAAUGUCUGUGCCGAGGCCAAAGAAGCGAUUUACACUCGAGAAGAAGAUGUCAAGUUUUGGCUGGAGAAAGGGGUGGAUGGCUCCAUGUUCGAGGUCCUGCCACAGACAUCAGACCUCCCUGACCUGCAGCGCUGCAAGCUGUGUGCAGACCGCUGGAAGCCCUGCAUCUGCAGCUACACGCUGAGCAUCGAGUGGUACCCAUGCAUGCUCAAGUACUGCAAGAGUCGUGAUGCUGGGGGCAAGGUUUCUUCUUACAAGUGUGGCAUCCGCAGCUGCCAGAAGGGCUACACCUUUGAUUACUAUGUGCCACAGAAGCAGCUGUGUCUCUGGGACGAGGAGACCUAGCAGAGCCAGGCCAGAUCUUUCCAAGGGGCAGCUCAUCUGCCCUCCUUAGCCACCAUUUGUGAUGCUAAGGGCCUCCUGGAGCUGGCUGCUCCAAAGAAGGAAUACAGUUCACAGCGGUGCCUUGUACCAGGAGAGCUCUGUGUGUGUGUGUGCCUUUCCUUCUGGCCCUCUGUGAAUCCCUCCCCACCUGAUGCUGCCUCAUCCUGUGACAAGCGGGCUCCGCUCACUGUGUUGAUGCUCUCCUGCCAGCUGCUGGGAGAUGCAGGGUGAAGCACUGCCAGGGGUGUGUAUUGUCCUGCUCUGGAGUUGGCAGAUGUGAAAGGGAGCAGCUGUGAUCAGUUAUCAGCUUCCAGCAUCCUGAUGAGUGGUCAGGGCAGGGAGACAAAUGGUCUUGAUGACCUGGGUUGUCAAACAUCUCUGACACCGAGGAAGCCCCUUCAGCAUCUCCUGGUGACACAGCAGCGUUUCCCAAUGGGAAAACAGCUGAUCCAAGGGACCACAUACCCUGAACAAGGAAGGUACGAAGCCUACCCAAAGCAAGAGCCUGCCUGUAGCUUUUUCUAGUGCCCGACUGGCUGUUAAAUCCUUCCCAUGGCUAGAAGAUGUAAUGGGGGGGAUACAUCCCAGCAAUGACAUUUGGCCCUAAAGGGCUGGUAAUUAGGGCUUUAAUUAAUCCCUUUGUAGACUAGUGAAGGCCCAACUUUUGUGUUGGUCUUGUGACUCUCCCACUGAGGAAGAAACAUCUAGAGGCUGUGGUUGCAAGGGGGGAGGAUGAUCCCAGGUGGGUUCACGGUGUUGUUAUGAAGAAGGCAGCAUUCUAAAUCUACGUCCAGUUUCACGUCCUACUCUGCCAGCUAUUCACAAGGAGCUCUUAGAUAAUUGUACUGCUUUGCUGUGCCUUGGUUUCCCUUAUGUGUAGAAUAGGGGUGACACUGAAGUAACCUUGGCCCUGGUAUAUACCUGGAGGGCAUCAGGUGAAAAGCACUGCAAAAGUGCUGCCUGGUUCCUGUGUCCUUUUCCAUUCCAGUUGGAACAAGCAUGGGGGGGAAGGAGGCUGUUGGGAUCCUUGUGUUCCCCUGUACCUCCAGGUGAAAAGCCUUCACAAUGUGCCUUGUUGCCUAAACCACAGAAAUUUUUGAUGAAAAGAUUUGGUCACGAUUAUUUUUGUAUUGAUCAUUAUGGGGGAGAAGGGAAAAGGUAUUUUAAUAUUGCAACAUGAAGUCAAAUACACUUGAAAUUAAUUUUUUAAAACAAAUUAUUUAUCAUUUGUAAGGUUAAAUAAACUGAUUUUUUUAAAGGA